CGCUCUGGACUUGCCGCCAUGUUUCAUGGAUCACAACAUUGGACGAAAAAAGAAAUCUUUAUGCGUGUGUUGGGAACAAUGAUGUAUAGGUAACACUUUGAAGGAAUUUCAUAAAUUACUGUGAUUCAUCUUAUAUAAGAAAAAUGGCGUGUUUGGCCAAUUUGAAACAAGACAUUAAAUUCCUGGAAAGUGUUUUCCCAAAAGACCACAAAGUUUUCCAGAUUUUGUCAGCCUCGGUUGAUGAAUUAACGUGUCGAUUUAUCAGUCGAGAAGGUCGGAAGUAUGAUGUUCACGCAAAUAUUAUGGAAACCUACCCUCAGUCAGCUCCAAUCUGGUUCAGUGAGGAUGACGAUACCAUUGUGAGCAAUGUAAUAUCCAGUUUAAGUGAUGCCCCACCAGAUAAAAACAAUAUUCUUCAUCAAAUUCGUAUAUUGGUGUCUGAACUGUGUGAACUGUUUGAUAUGUCUGCCUCAGAUUCCAUAAGUCAACUUGAUAAGUUCUUACGAGAUAGAGGUUUGAUGAUGGAGGUGAACGAGGAGAGUUCUGAUGAGGAAGAAGAAGAAGAUGAGGACCAUUAUGACAUGGAGGAAGAUAUUCCAUCGAGUGAACAGAAGAUGAAAGAAGUAGAAGGGAUUGAUACAGAACAAGUCAUGGUGCUAGAAAGGUUACGACAAAACCAGAGGCAGGAUUAUCUUAAGGGAUCUGUAACUGGUUCAGUCCAGGCCACUGACCGGUUAAUGAAGGAACUGAGGGAUGUAUACAAAUCAGAGAGUACUAAAAUGGGUAUAUUUUCCGUUGAUCUAGUCAAUGACAGUUUAUAUGAGUGGAAUGUGAAGUUAAAAAAGGUUGACUCAGAUAGUUCCCUCCAUCAGGAUCUCUUACAGUAUAAAAAGGAACAUGGCAAAGAUCACAUUCUCCUCAACUUUACCUUUAAGGAUAAUUUCCCCUUUGAGCCCCCAUUUGUGCGGGUUGUAAAUCCAGUCUUAAAUGGAGGUUAUGUCUUACAUGGAGGAGCUAUCUGUAUGGAGUUAUUAACUCGACAAGGUUGGAGUAGUGCCUAUGGUAUGGAGUCAGUGAUUUUACAGAUCAGUGCCACACUGGUCAAGGGCAAGGCCAGGAUCCAGUUCAGUGCUUCUAAAAAUCAGUAUAGCUUAGCACGAGCCCAACAGUCUUUCAAAUCCCUGGUGCAUAUACAUGAAAAAAAUGGUUGGUUUACACCCCCAAAGGAGGAUGGCUAACCUAGGACAAAUCACCCCAUCAACUACACAUCUCAUCUUUCACCUUUCUCUGUAUCAUCUCUGUUCAUAUCGGGGAUAUUGGGAGAUGUUAAAUUGAGGUUCUAUUAGUGUCAGGCAACACUGUGUUUUAAUGUCAGACCAAAUGGACUAUCAUGUUUAAUUAGACUGCAGUUUUCUCUAUGUGAGGAAACUGCAAUGACAUGGAAUGGCUGCAUUGUGGGGGAAAAAAAUCAAGAAUGACUGCAAGCCCUGUUUUUAUUGUCUUCAAGAUAUGCAAGUUUAUUGACAUGUUUUGAAAUAUUAUUUCAACAGUUCAUACAUUGUACACCAGUUGUAUGAAAAUUUAAGAUUUCACCCUACAUUAUAAUUAUACAGUGUUAAUGUAUACCAUAGAGAGAGAAUGAUUUGCUUCUGUAUGUUGGUUCUGUAUGCAAUUAACCAACUAUCUGUUAAAUAAAGAUUAGAUAAUUA
Molecule: messenger RNA, 1709 nt
Organism: Saccostrea echinata
Lineage: Eukaryota; Metazoa; Mollusca; Bivalvia; Ostreida; Ostreidae
Product: ubiquitin-conjugating enzyme E2 Q2-like
Exons: 12
Coding region: 144-1238 (364 amino acids)
Source: RefSeq, a predicted model, not a curated record